AUGGAGAGGUUAGGGAUAGGGGAGGGGAACAUCGAGAGGUUGGGCAUCGCGGACCGAGUUGUGUCCGGCCAUUCAUCACCCUUGGGGGUUACGGCAGAGCUGGUGGGGGAAGGGGGAGGCGGUGGGGACGAUGACAAGCCCCUGAAGUGCUCGGUCUGUGCCAAAGGCUUCCGUUACCGCUACGGGCUGGAGCGGCACGAGUCCACCCACCGCACAGAGAGACCCCACAAGUGCCCGCUCUGCGGCAAGGCCUUCAAGCAUGCCUCGGGCCUGGUCAACCACCAGCGCAUCCACGCCCAGGAGCGCCCGCACGCCUGCCCGACCUGCGGCAAGGCCUUCAAGUACCGGUACUGCUUGGCGCGCCACGAGUGUGUGCACAGCCAGGAGCGCCCGCACACUUGCCCAACCUGCGGCAAGGCCUUCAAGCACCCAUCGGGCUUGCUCAAGCACCAGCGGGUGCACACCCGCGGGCGGCCCUUCGUGUGCCCGGUCUGUGGUGCUGCCUUCACCCACCCCUCCAUUCUCCAGCGGCACCAGGCGGUGCACGCCGAGGACCGGCCCAUCCGCUGCGAGGAGUGCGGGCGUGGCUUCUACUACCCAUCGGCGCUGAGGAAGCACCAGCAGAGCCACGGCAAGGCUGGCGUCGGCGGGGCCCCACCGUACCUGCGGACGUACCGGGCGCCGGGGGCUGGCGCGGUGCCGCCGGACCUGAAGCCGUGCAAGUGCGCCGAGUGCGGCAAGGCGUUCAAAAAGUCCUCCGAUCUGGUGAUGCACCAGCGGGUGCACACGGGCGAGCGGCCCUACGUCUGCGCCCUGUGCAGCAAGGGCUUCAAGCAGCCGUCGGGCCUCAUCCGGCACCGGAUUGUGCACACAGGUGAGCGUCCCUUCAAGUGCCCGGUGUGCGAGAAGAGCUUCACCAUCCUGUGCACGCUCAGGAAGCAUCAGAGGCUUCACACCGGUGAGAAGCCCUUCCAGUGCCCAGACUGCGGCCAGCGCUUCACCCAGUCUCACCACUUGGUCUCACACCGGCGCAUCCACACCGGUGAGAAGCCCUUCGCCUGCCCGGUCUGCGGCAAAGCCUUCAAGCAGCCAUACCAACUGGUGGAGCACCGGCGCGUCCACACGGGGGAGAGGCCUUUCGUCUGUCCUGUGUGCGGCCGCGGCUUCAUCCAAUCGUCCCACCUCAAGACUCACCAGCACCUCCACACCGGGGAGCGGCCCUUCAAGUGCGGUGACUGUGGCAAGGGCUUCAUCCUGUCCUCGCACCUCAUCAAGCACCAGCGCAUUCACGCCAAAGAGUCCUACUGACUGGGGAAGGAGGGGGUGGGGGGAGUGCUGUUGGUGGACGAAAGUGUUAUGGACCUUCACCGGGAACAGCACGUGCCACAACAACACCGCACCACGGGGGCCGACGCUGAGACAACCGGCAACAAGCGGGAAAAGAACAGACAUCACAGACAGGAUAGAGAUUGUUGACACCGACCAGGGUUGGGAAUCGCUGUCACUGACUGGUAUCGGGAAUCACCGACACUGACCGGGAUCGGAGAUCAUUGCCGACACCGAUCACCGACCGGGAUCGGAGAUCGAUGACACUGACCGGGAAUCGCCGACCGGGAUCGGAGACGCCGACCAGGAUCGGGAAUCGCCGACACUGAUCACCGACACUGACUGGGAUCGGGAUCGGGAAUCGCCGACACCGACCGGGAUUGGAGAUCACGACACCAACCAGGAUCGGGAAUCGCCGACGCCGACCAGGCUCGGAGAUCACCGACCGGGAUUGUGAAUCGCUGACACCAACACCGACUGGGAUUGGAGAUCACCAACUGGGAUCAGAGAUCAUCAACCGGGAUCGGAGAUCGAUGACACCGACCUGUAUUGGGAAUCGCCAACACUGACCGGGAUCGGAGAUCGUCAACACCAACUGGGAUCAGAGAUAGCUGACACCGACUGGGAUCGGGAAUCGCCGACAUCGAAUGGGAUUGGAGAUCAUUGCUGACACUGAACGGGAUUGGAGAUCACUGACACCGACCGGGAUUCGGAAUCGCCGACAUCGCCCGGAAUCGGAGAUCAAUGACACUGACUGGGAUCGGAGAUCAUCAGCUGUUCCUCAAGAUCACUGCAGUCACUGCCCCCCCCCACCCCCAACCCUCUGACCCUGUGGACCGUCCGCUACUGAGCUGUUGCCCCUGGAUGCCUGUACUUUUUUGAAUACUCUCCCUUUGGAAAGGGGAAUGUUGAACUGAGAGUGUUGCCUGCAUUGCCAAUGUGGAAGCCAUGUGUCUGUGAUCGACUGAAAACUGGACCUGAGAUGAUAAGUAGCGAACCCCAGCCUGACCCUGGGACUCUGUCACUUGCCCUCAGUAUCAUCCCUUCCCAAAGAGUGUCCCAACGCCAACAAGGCACAAGCCAGGAGGGUGAGGGAAUACUCCCCACUUGCCCUGGAUGGGUGCGUCUCCAACAACACUUGAGAAGCUCAACACCAUGCAGGGACAAAGCAGCCCCCGCUUGAUUGGCACCACUCCCACUCAUAAGGAGAAAGAUUCUUGUCCUGGAGGUGGUUCAGAGGAGAUUUAUUGCUGGUAUGAGGGCUGGGGGAGGGGGUGGGGUCUGUUUUAUGGGAAAUGUCGGAAUGUCUGGGCCUGUAUCCUUCGCGAGUUUUGAAAAGGUAGAGGUCAUUCCUAUUGAGACAUGGAAGAAGGAGAGAGAUUCACAGGGUGGAAGCUGAAAGGGUGUUCCCCCACCUUGGGGAAUUUAGAAUGAGGAAGGGGAGGGGGGACACAGUUUCUGAACGAGGGGUCUCCUGUUUCGGAGGGAGAUGAGGGAGGAAUCUCCUCUCUCUCAGAGGUGUGAGUCUGUGGGAUCCUCCCACACUCUGCCCCAGAGAGCGAUGGUGUGGGGGCUGGGUCAUUGAAUGUACCCGAGGCUGAGUGAGGGAGAGUUAUGUCGGACCAGGGAGUC
Molecule: messenger RNA, 2958 nt
Organism: Rhincodon typus (whale shark)
Lineage: Eukaryota; Metazoa; Chordata; Chondrichthyes; Orectolobiformes; Rhincodontidae
Product: gastrula zinc finger protein XlCGF52.1-like
Exons: 1
Coding region: 1-1308 (435 amino acids)
Biological process (GO): regulation of transcription by RNA polymerase II
Cellular component (GO): nucleus
Molecular function (GO): RNA polymerase II cis-regulatory region sequence-specific DNA binding; DNA-binding transcription factor activity, RNA polymerase II-specific
Source: RefSeq, a predicted model, not a curated record